Molecule: messenger RNA, 1323 nt
Organism: Metopolophium dirhodum (rose-grain aphid)
Lineage: Eukaryota; Metazoa; Arthropoda; Insecta; Hemiptera; Aphididae
Exons: 6
Coding region: 435-1133 (232 amino acids)
Biological process (GO): septate junction assembly; regulation of tube size, open tracheal system
Cellular component (GO): septate junction; membrane
Source: RefSeq, a predicted model, not a curated record
AGAUAACAUAACAAACAAAACCACUGAAAACGCCAAAUUCCGAAGAGCCAACGUGCCGUCGUGUUGGUCAGCAACUGCCGUCCGUUCAUCUUUUCCUUUGUUUUUCCGAUAAUUUUUUUGCAAAAUUUUCCUCCACCUUUUCCAGCUCGUGGUCUGUGUUAACCGUUUUUGUGUAAUUAAUCUUCACGUAGGUAGAGACGUAGAGUCUUGUUUGUCUGCGCGCUCGUUUGUCUGUUCGAGUGAUGUGAGAACGUAACUACACCUAUUUCUUUGCGACGAGACUGAUUUUUCUUUUUCGUAUCAGUAAUUCAUUCGGAUUUUUCCAGUUUUCACCGCAAACGCUGUCCCGAUUACUCACGUCUGUCUUGUGUUGUUCAUGUGGCAUGCCAUUAACAGUUUUUGAUUAACUCUAUCGUACGCCGCUUACCAGCACGAUGCCAGGGUCAACAGUUUCCGACAAUGACCUGAGAAUGAAAAAGCGUAGUUUGGCUGGGAACGUAGCCCUUGGUUUGUACGUUUUGGCUUUAGUGUUUGUGUUCAUUUCAUUUUUUUCAACCAGUUGGUUAGUCAGUGAUGGGAGAAUCACAGGUGCAAAAUUAGAAAGUUUUGGUUUGUGGACUCAUUGUUUUCGUUCACUACCUGAUCCUAAUGACCCGGCUGAACGAAGGUUUUUUGUUGGAUGCCACUGGAUUUUUGACCCUUUCACCAAGGGAUAUGAUGAAAUCAAAGGAUUUUUGUUACCAUUUUACAUAGUGGCAACUCAGUUCUUUUACACAAUUACAUUCCUUGGAACAUUAAUAUCAGCUGUUGGUUCAUCAAUGUUUCUUCUAUGUUGUACACCUGAUGAAAAACGUUUUAUACAAAUAACAUUUGCAUUGGGAGUAACUUUAAUUGUAUCUGGUGUAUGUGCUGCAAUAUCAGUGUUAAUAUUUGCUUUGUUUGCCAACCGUCCAGGUUGGAUGCCUGGUCAUGACAACAACUUCUUUGGUUGGGCAUUUGGUGUAGCUAUUGCAAGUUUCUUCGCUUUACUUGGAUCUGGAGCAUUUUAUUUGGUAGAAACAAAUAUACAAGUGAAAAAAAGAAAAUAUUUGAAAGAAUCACAAACUAAAUUUGACAUGGAGUCCAAAGGAUAAGAUAAAAUUUAUUGUUGAUUUUUAAUUUUAAAUAUUUCCAAUUUAGACCAUUAGUAUAUAUUUUUGAUAGUAACCUUCAGCCCGAUCAGUUUUAAAUUAUACUAUUUCCAAAAUCUGAUAGCAAUUAUUUUUAUGAAACUAAUAAUCUCAUUUUUGUUUAAAUAAACACUAUUAUCUAUACUAUUUUAAA